This is a messenger RNA of Fraxinus pennsylvanica, 402 nucleotides long. The record is from the annotation of a GenBank genome assembly. Lineage: Eukaryota; Viridiplantae; Streptophyta; Magnoliopsida; Lamiales; Oleaceae.
AUGAGAAGUCUUAGGUCAGAUUUCUUAUCUCCACCGAAUGCCUUGAUUUUAUCAAACACUGUUUCGUUGCUUGUCGAUGUAUUGGAAAAGGCUUUGGAGGUGUGGGACUUGCAAGUCAUUCCCCUUAACGACCUUGUUGCGGAACCUGCUCAGAUCGACCCAGAAUUGGAGAAUGCAUUUAUUUGUCAUUUGCGGACCAUUGGUUUUUGGUUGUCACCUGAAGACGCCGACAGGAUUACCAAGUCUUGUAACUCGGCUUCGAGAUCAAGUCCGGGGCAUGGACAACCAGAAAUAUUGUCAGACAAUGAAGACGAUGAUUUAAAAGCUGCAAUAGCUUCCAGCUUGAUUAACUCAUUGCAGGAAAUCAAAAUAGAGGCAAGUAUCACAGAAAAUGAAAAUUGA